CGCCUUCCGCCGCCACCGCGUUCAUCAGCUCCGCCCGUAGAUCUCCCUCUCGAACAUCAUCCUCUCAGGGUCCUCCCGCCCCAGCGUGCACUCGAAAAUGUUGAAUAACGACGAGAAGUGGAACAUCGCCUCCCUGAACCGCGUCACGAAGAAGGGCGUGUUCUACGCGCCGUCGAUCACGGUAUGCACGAAUAUGUUCGGCUUCAUCCUCUUGAUCAGGUUUGGCACCGCGUUCCUCAGAGAAUUCGAAUCGAUCUACUCUUCUAGAUGGUUCUUCAGCCGGAAGAGUGAGUUCACCACAAGCACCUCCCCUGCCUCGAUUUUGAAAUCCUAGAUCGGGAUGGCCCCAAGUUCUGGGACGCGAUCGGGUGGUACUCAAACGGCAUGCCAAAUCGGUUACAGUACUUGGCGAGGUGGCGGUCGGUCUACUCGUUCUGCCCCGACGGUCGGAACCCUCGUUGCGGGAGCUCGAUUCCGGUGAUCCGGAGCUUGGGAGGGGACCGUUGGGCCGCAUCGCGAGGAAUUGGAUGAGGAUCGUCCACUGGAGCCGAACAUUAUCCCGAAAUGGAGUUAUACAUUAAGUUUUUUUUUAUUUGGAGUUUUUUCUAUAAGUUCCAGAAGCAAGAUGAGAAAAAGUUUAGCCGGAAACCAAAAGACUCAAGAGAAGAAGGUGGAGAAGAAGAAAUAAACAAAUUCUCUGACGAAUUGCUCCACCGCCACCGCAACCACAUGCCCCAAUCUCCGACGACCGCCACUGAAUCUCAUCCACGCUCUGGCGCUCCACCCAAUUUGAUUCGGCCUCAUUUGUCUGCUUCCCCUAAGCGCCCAGUUGCCUCGCCGCCGCCACCAAGCGUGUAUGCAACGGUGGCGAGGGCUAAAUAUAAAUUAGUUUACUUUUU
This is a messenger RNA of Linum trigynum, 899 nucleotides long. The record is from the annotation of a GenBank genome assembly. Lineage: Eukaryota; Viridiplantae; Streptophyta; Magnoliopsida; Malpighiales; Linaceae.